CUAUAUUUUGAAACUUCGCAGAAGCAUCAUGUAAAAAAUGUUCACAGUCACACUGAUCUCUUGAUUUAUAUAUACCAGCAUUUCUAGCUCUUCAAUCCCAUUCAUUUAAUUUUUUUGUUUCUUUUAUCUUGAGAAUUGUCGGAAAACUCUUGUUAGUUAAUUUGUUGAGAAAGAUGAUGAAAGAAAGCAUGGGAAAUCCCCUGUGUCUAAAGUCGUUGAAUCACAUCUCGCUUGUUUGCAGAUCGCUGGAGAAAUCUCUUGAUUUCUACCGGAAUGUUCUUGGUUUCUCUUCCAUAAGAAGGCCCGGUUCCUUUGAUUUUGAUGGUGCAUGGCUAUUCAAUUACGGAAUCGGCAUACACCUCAUCCAAUCCGAAAACCCAGAAAACAUGCCAAAGAUUACCCACAUCAAUCCCAAAGACAACCACAUUUCUUUCCAAUGUGAGAGCAUGGCAAAUGUGGAGAAAAAGUUGAAGGAGAUGAAGAUAGAGUACGUGAAGAAUAGAGUGGAAGAGGGCGGGAUUUACGUGGAUCAACUCUUCUUCCACGACCCAGAUGGCACGAUGAUCGAAAUCUGCAACUGCGACAACCUCCCUGUGAUUCCUCUAUCUGCUGACAUCGUCCGAUCAUGCUCACUUGUCAAUUGCAUUAAUGUCCAGCAGCAACAGCAGAUUCAACAAAUGAUCGAAAUGCCACCGCAGCAACGGUUGACAUGCCUACCUUCUGUUCACAUAACGGAAGAUUAUCUUCACUGUGCCUAAAACAAACCUCCACAACUUUUUUUUUUCUUAUGUCAUUUUGUAUGCAGUACCUUUUUGCAGAACAAUCGUCGUAUAUACUCCCAGUGAUUUCCCUCCUUCUGUCCGUCUUCUCUCGUGCAAUAAGUUCUGUUUUGCUCACAUGAACAGCUCUUAAAACAUGUAUUGGGAGGUGUA
Molecule: messenger RNA, 932 nt
Organism: Corylus avellana
Lineage: Eukaryota; Viridiplantae; Streptophyta; Magnoliopsida; Fagales; Betulaceae
Product: glyoxylase I 4-like
Source: RefSeq, a predicted model, not a curated record